This is a messenger RNA of Hyposmocoma kahamanoa, 5257 nucleotides long. It is a transcript of the gene RasGAP1, whose product is annotated as GTPase-activating protein. The coding region runs from base 1 to 4221 and encodes 1406 amino acids. Lineage: Eukaryota; Metazoa; Arthropoda; Insecta; Lepidoptera; Cosmopterigidae. Gene Ontology annotation, biological process: regulation of GTPase activity; intracellular signal transduction. The transcript has 15 exons. The record is from RefSeq and is a predicted model, not a curated record.
AUGACCAGGUUACUGUUUGUUACAGGAGAAGCAAAGAACUUACCCGGUCGCAGCCAUGGAGCGGCAAGCUGUCGCGACAUCUACUGCGUGCUGUCGCUGGACCAGGAGGAGAUUUUUCGCACGUCCACCAUGGAGAGAACGCUCAAUCCAUUCUUUGGCGAAGAGUUCCAGUUCGAGGUGCCUCGAAGAUUUCGAUACCUGUCCAUAUACGUGUUCGAUCGUGACAAACACCUCAAACAAGACAAGGUGCUUGGAAAGGUUGCAAUCAAACGAGAAGAUCUCCACCGGUACAACAAUAAGGACCACUGGUUCGCGUUGCGGCCCGUGGAUGCCGAUUCAGAGGUGCAAGGCAAGGCAUACAUUGAACUUACACUUGAAGAUUCAAGAAAACGGCUACGAAUGGAGCCAAAGCCGCCUGAUCCUGACAUGGCCGCUGACCAAUGCUCGACAAAAACGAAGGCUAAUAAUCUCGUUAGAUUGUCCGAAUAUUGCAAGGAGAGUAUGAGGUUCGGCUCUUGCUCCAGCUCAACGAGCAAAAAACUUCUGAGCACGGGUGCUGAACCUACCUUGGCGUUGUCACGCUCAGAAAGCCUAAAAGAUCGAGCACAAUGGGCACCUAGGACAAAACCUUCUAUGCACACGACAAUGUCCGAAUCCGACACGUCACCCACACCCACCGCAGCAGACUACUGGUCGGAUCCUGAAAGACAUUGUACAGCGCGUGUUGGACCCGACACGUUACGCCUCAGAGUACUUGAAUGCUCAGAACUGACUACAAAAAAUGGACAGUGCGAUCCGUUUGCUCUCGUCACGUUACUUUACUCAAACGGACGAAAAGUGGAGAGGCGCACGAAGCCAAGAAAGAAGACUGUUAAUCCUCAAUUUGACGAAAUUUUCUGUUUCGAUCUCGUUAUGGAAGCUGACCCUAAGGAUAAGGACGGCUCGCAAACGGCGGGCGUAGCGUGUGAAGCGAGAAUAUCAGUGUGGCACGAUGCAGCCACACCCGUCUUUUUGGGAGAAGUGCGACUACAACUUCGGCAAUCUGCUCCACAACCUAUGCGUGCUUGGUUUUUCCUAACGUCACGGGCAGGCGGAGCGCUGUCCCGGGGUGCGACUCCCCCGGGCACUCGGCUUUCAGCAGCUGGCAGCGCCACCUUAGGUUCGCUACGACUCCUACUGCAGUAUACAGUUGAUCAUGUAUUCUCCAUACAGCACUACAGACAGCUCGAGGAACUAUUUUUAAGGAGUGUCCAUCAAAAGCCAAUAACAGCGUCGGCAGUGUAUAUAUUAGGCGAAAUAGUGUCGAGUAAGACGGAUGCGGCGCAGCCACUUGUUAGGCUGUUCACUCACCAUGAUCUCAUAGUACCCAUCGUGAAAGAGCUUGCAGACGCUGAAAUAUCUGUGCUCACCGAUGCGACGACGAUAUUCCGCGGCAACACACUUGUUUCGAAAAUGAUGGACGAGGCGAUGCGUCUAAGUGGCGCUUCAUACUUGCGCUCAGUCCUGCGGCCCACUCUGGCCGCGGUGCUGGCCGAGAAGCGUCCUUGCGAAAUCGACCCCGCGCGAGUCAAACCCUCCGCCGCUAUUGCUACCAAUCUCGUCAAUCUGAAAGACUACGUCGAGCGAGUGUUCGCGGCGAUAACGUCGUCAUAUUCCAUGUGCCCUGCGGCGAUGUGCCGGCUGUUCGACGCGCUGCGCCAAUGUGCGGCGCGGCAUUUCCCGUGUAACGCCGAGGUGCGCUACUCGGUCGUCUCAGGGUUCAUUUUCCUGCGGUUUUUCGCGCCUGCUAUACUCGGGCCCCGAUUGUUCGACCUUACCACAGAACAGAUUGACCCACAAACGAAUCGGACUUUAACGCUGAUCUCGAAGACGAUCCAGUCGUUAGGCAACUUGGUGAGCAGUCGGUCGGCGCAGCAGGUCUGCAAGGAGGAGUACAUGGCCGAGCUGUACCGUAGUUUCUGCACGGCUAGACACGUACAAGCAAUAAGACAGUUCCUGGAAGUAAUCUCCACUAGCUCAGACACGCAGAACAAUAACGUCCAGGAAACUUCGGUGCUACUUAAAGAGGGGACGAUGAUAAAACGUUCGGAGGGAGUACGCGCAGGCGCGGGCUCGCCUCGGCGCCGUUGGACGCGCGCUGCCCACGCGCACGCUAAGAGAAGACAUUUUAGACUUACAAGUGGCGAGCUGACAUGGUCGCGGUGCGGCGCGAAGACACCGGCCCAUCGGCUUCCUCUGUCGGGCGUCGUGGCCGUCGCGCCUGUCGACUGCCCGCCCGCCGGCGCGCCUCUCGGCGCCAACAACAUAUUCCAGAUCGUGCACCGCGAGCGCGUCCUAUUCGUGCAAGCCAGCAACUGCGUGGAACGCGCCGAGUGGGUGCGUCUGCUGUCUGCGCUGUGCCGCCAUUCGCCCGCAGCGCGGCCACACACUGGUUACUACGCAGAUACUUAUUGGACAUGCUGCAGCCGGCCAGAGGCGGAGGCGGAGGGGUGCGGCGGUGUGGAGGAGGGCACGGCGGCAGGCGAGCGCGAGACGCUUCGCGGGCCUGUGGCGCUGGCGCUGCGUCUCGACCCGGCGCGCGAUUUGCAACGUCUGCACGCAUUGCUCGUCGCGCACGCGCACUGCCUUGACCAGCGCCUCCAUCACCCCCAUAACAACGACUUGUCACCGGAGGAUCGCGAGGCGGAGGUGGCUACCCUCCGUGAUCUCCAGGAAGUCAUGUUCAAUCUCGAACAUCGGCAUCGUACGUAUCGACGGUCCCUAGCACGUGAAACCAAAUAUGGCAGCAAACAAGCGCCUAUUGGCGACGACAAUUACCUACACCUGGCGGGCGCUGGGGGCAGCGUGGACGGCGGGCCCUUCCUGUGGCGGCCGUGGCGUAGCGACAACGCGCCUUCGGUCGACCUCGACGGUAAGCCGUUGCAGGCUACGCGCGACCUCGCCUCUAGUUCCGAAUCGCUGAAACUAGCACGGCACGCCGACGAACGCUCUUCCGGCAAGUCCAACCGGUCCGCCGGAAGCGGUUAUCUCACCAUGUCGUGCCUCAAGCAUGAGCCUUCCGAGGACAGCGACGCGUCGGCGGAGCGGCCUGCGCGGCCGCCGAAGCCAGCGCGGCUAUCGCCGUCGCGCGCGACCGCGCAGCCGCCGCUAUGUGAAUAUGUGGAUGUAGAGCCUCGGCCGCCGGAACGGCGCGCCAAGCCCGAUGCAUCACCCCGCCGCCCAGACACGGAGCCUGUGUCGCGGUGCCGCGAGUACGAGCUGAUGGCCAAUUUUAUGAGCCACGCUCAUCAUCGCGAUGACGACACUCCACCUGCCGUGCCGCCGCGUGCGCGUGCGCUGCCGCCGCGGUCGCCACCAGAGCCCGCAGCGCGGUCGCCCAGCCCGCCCCUCACAGAGGCUGCGCAGCGGCCACGCUCGAACAUCGACAACUUGUCCACCGACGACAGCCUCCUAGACGAGUUGCAGCGCGAAUACUGCGUCCUCAAGGUAUGCGAAGACGACCCACCGAAGCCUUCUGACGAACCGAGCAUUGCACUCGUAAAACCCGGCGAUUCCCCGGAGAAGGAGGACUGCGGAAUAUUCUCCAGGGUCAGUGUGCAGAGAAAAUCCAAUCCGAACAAAACUCAAACGAGAUCGAUGAAACCGCUAAAGACAUCCAACUCGACCUCCAACGUGGCGGACGCUGGAUCCAGCACUUCGCGUCCUCUCGCCGAGCGUCUCACUCCGUUCUUUCUUAAAAAGAAACCAAAACCUCCGGAAGAUGCCCCAAUUAGCAAAAGCGCACGGAAGGAAGACAACCUCAUUGGGCGACUGACGCCCAGAUUUGGUCAAUCGCGAUUGUACGGGCGCGAACAUUCGUUGGAGUUGACGCAACCUGAGAGCCGCACUCGUCGGAUUGAACGCUCUGCCACCACUGUCAAUUUCACGCGCCCGAUGAACUCUUCAAUUGUGGCCAACUUAAAGUUCCUCAGCUUACAUCGAUAUGGUGCUCAGGAAGAAGUGCAAUGCCGUGCAUGUGUUAGCACCAACGAGGAAGAUACGACACAGCCGACUUUGUCGCAGGACAAUAAGGCAACGAGUACAGAAAAUACUGAUACUACAGAUGGCGCUGAAAAUGGUGCAUUAGAUUAUGUUGUGGGAGAAGACAGUCUCGACACAGUGUCAUGGCGGCACGCGCACACGCCGUCGCUGUUGGCCGCCACCAAUGACAUCCGUCUUUAACGCUUUGGAUGGCGGCUGUUGCGACAGCGCCGAAGAUACAUGGUUAGACCCAGACUGGACGUUUAGUGCUUCUGUAAAUUUAUUAGGUAUAGGGUUGUAUUUAUUUCUAUAUUUUUCGAACUCCUUUUGCGUCGACCUGAAGCCAUGUGCCUCCUCUAGAUUGUAGUAGUCUUUUUCUGAAAAAUACUGGUAUGUUUUAAGUAUAUGGUAGCUUAAAUACUCAAGUAGGUGCCAAGUGUUGUGCGGAUCCGCCAUCAUCGGCGACAAACUCACUCAUUCCUGUUGCACAAUUAUUAUUGUGACACAAUUUUAAAAGUCUUAACUAAUAAACUAGUUACGAUUUGUUUCUUAUCUUAUCUUGAAUAUAGCAAUACGAGAUAGAGUAUACUUUUAUAUUUUUAAUAUUUCGUACUGUACAUGCAUGUCCUAAGAUGGAAUAAAUUUAUAUUUGUAUUGCAUGCUCAUGACUGGACAUGCGCGACGGUAUACCGCAAUUUUAUGAACACUGUGUAUUUUAUUGCCUUCAGUUUAGUUGUUUGCCUCCUGCAACUUAUCUUCAUUGGAAUAGGUAUUCGAUUUUCAUAUUUUUACCAUUAUUAAUGUUGCUAUGCAAUUAUGGACAAUAUACUGCACUUUUUUAUAAAUUGUUUUCGCACUACAUAUUCACAUGUACUUAAAAAAUUUUGAUGUUACUGAGACUCUGUCCCUUUUUAUUGAGGUGUCGUUCAUAUUCUAAACUAAUUAAUUGUAAUUAAUCUUAAAUUCGGCCUUAACGAUUUAUCAAGCCGGCCUUUGGGAUUAACACCACUUAUACUGUGAUUCAAUUUUACAAUCUUAUUAAUAUUUAGUCUGUACAAUAUACUUCUAAUUAAUCAAUAAAUUAAAGAACUGUAUGAAUGUCGAAUAUUAUAAUUACAAUCGUGAAAGGAACCUAGAUGUUCCCACUUCUUAAAUAAUUUUAUGAUGUUAAUUACUUAUUAGAGAAUGAUGGCAAUAGCUACUUCCGAAAAGUUGAAGUUUCAGAACUCUGUAUAUU